This is a messenger RNA of Saccostrea echinata, 4198 nucleotides long. RefSeq names its product tripartite motif-containing protein 2-like. The coding region runs from base 176 to 2500 and encodes 774 amino acids. Gene Ontology annotation, molecular function: protein binding; translation repressor activity; ubiquitin protein ligase activity. The record is from RefSeq and is a predicted model, not a curated record. Lineage: Eukaryota; Metazoa; Mollusca; Bivalvia; Ostreida; Ostreidae. Gene Ontology annotation, biological process: protein polyubiquitination; proteasome-mediated ubiquitin-dependent protein catabolic process; negative regulation of translation. The transcript has 3 exons.
GAUUCAGAAUUCCCCCCUCAGUCUCCGCGACCUAUUCUAUAGCUGAGGUCCAUGUCAUAAGGAAUCUGCUAGAGUUCAGGGCGGAAUUGCACUUCCAUUGGAAGGUGUGGCAUUCGGAUGAGCUUAAGGAUUUUCAUGGUAACUGGUUUCCUUUGAUGGCGGGGAUAUCUACGCCAUGGCGGACUCUAUUCCUGUUGUUCGGCAGAUUGACAGACAAUUGUUGAACUGUGGGAUAUGCCUAGAGCGUUACAAGGCUCCAAAGGUCUUGCCCUGCUUGCACACUUUCUGCGAAAAGUGUCUGGCAAAUUACAUACCAGCAGAAAGUCUUUCUGUAACUUGCCCAAUCUGUAGACAACAAUCAAUUUUACCAGUGCAAGGUGUAUCAGCAUUACAGACUAACUUUUUCAUAACAAAUCUUAUGGAGGUGGUUGAUCAACCCAACAUAUGCCGAACCUGCAGUCGUGAACAGGCAAGGCCAUCAACCAAAUGUAUGGACUGUGCUGAAUUUCUGUGUAACAGUUGUACGAGUAUUCAUCAAGCAUUGGAUCAAACCAAAGAACAUAAUGUUGUAGCUUUGUCGGACAUUUCCCGAACUUCUGAAACAGAGGUUGAUACAACAUUAGUGUGUCCCAAUCAUGAUGGUAAUGCUUUAAGAUUUUACUGUAUAGCUUGUGAAACAGCGGUUUGUGAGGACUGUACUGCUGUUGAACAUAUAGGUCAUAAAACGGUGCCACUGUUUGAUGCAAUCCAGGAACAAAAGAUUCUCUUGCAUACUCUUGUGUCUGGUGCCAGGGAGCAAGUGCCAUGUUUGGAGGAAUCCAUUAACCUUGUCAAUGAUGUUGUUGGGUCUUUGGAUUUGGAGAAGAAGUCUGCGGAGGAAAAAAUACUCAGUGCUUUUGAGGAACUUGGUAACCUCUUACAAGUCCGGAAAACAGCUUUAUUAGCUGAACUGCAAACAAUUUACAAUCGUAAACAUCAAAUACUUUGUGAACAGAAAGAAACACUUGAAAACAUCCAUAGUAAGAUAACAAAUUGUUGUGACUUUACGGAGGAAACUCUGAAACAUGGGAGUGAAACAGAAAUCUUACUUAUCAAAACUGAAAUGUCUGAAAAACUCAAGGAGUUAGGUUCUUUGAAGCUGCAGUAUCAGCCAGAAGAAAAUGAAUGUCUAGUCUUUGAUCAUACUCACUUUCAGACCCUGAGGAAGUCCCUGUCAAGUGUUGGUGCUGUUCAGACUAAUAGUGCUGUAGCUUUUGAGACCACUGCAUCAGGAGAAGGACUGAAGAUGUGUCAUUCAGGUAAAGCUACAACUGUAACUGUGAUAUCCAAAGACAGAAAAGGAGAACUAGUCAAGGUAGGGUAUGCCUCACUAUCAGCAGAAAUCAGAGAUGAAGAUGACAUGGUAAUUAAUCCAUUUGUGAUGGACAAACAAAAUGGCUCUUAUGAAGUCACAUACACUGUAGAAAAAGUGGGCACUUAUUCCUUGGCAAUCAAACUUUAUGGCCAUCACAUAAAAGGGUCACCAUUUAAAGUCAAGGCCAUUCUUGCUGGGGAGGAAAUGGACCAUUUUAAUAGCUCCAAAAUUCCAAGAACUUUGAAUGUGAAACAGAAAGGAACAAAGAGACCACCAAGUUCCAGAUCACAUGGAUCAAACAGAAGAAGCAAUGCUAUAGAGGAUGAUCUGAUAAUGAGAAUUGGAGAGAAGGGCAGAAACAAAGGAGAGUUCACAAACCCACAAGGGCUUCAUGUUGUCAGUGACAAAAUCAUUGUUGCAGAUAGUAACAAUCAAACUGUUCAAGUCUUCAAUUCCAAUGGAGAUUGCAAGCUGAAAUUUGGAUCCCCAGGCCGAGUUGCAGGGAGAAUGCAAAGACCAACUGGAGUUGCCUCAACUCUCAAUGGAAACUACCUAGUUGCUGACUAUGACAAUAAAUGGAUCAAUGUAUUUUCCCCAGAAGGAAAGUAUAUGAACAAGAUUGGCACAGGGAAACUUCUGGGACCCAAAGGAGUGGCAGUGGACAGGAAUGGCCACAUCGUUGUGGUGGACAACAAGGGUAGCACCAUCUUCAUUUUCCAACCCAAUGGAAAGCUCAUUUCCAAAUUUGGUUCUCGAGGCAAUCGUGACUGGCAGUUUGCUGGUCCACAUUAUGUUGCCAUCAAUGCCAACAAUGACAUCAUUGUGUCGGAUUUCCACAACCACUGCAUCAAAGUGUUUGACAGUGAGGGGAAUUUCCUGUUUACCUUUGGUUCCAAUGGUGAAGGCAAUGGCCAGUUCAAUGCACCAACAGGGGUAGCUGUUGAUCAGAAAGGAAAUAUACUGGUGGCUGACUGGGGCAACUCCAGAAUACAGGUCUUUGACAGUAAUGGGUCCUUCCUGUCAUUUGUGAACACUGCAGCAGAUCCUCUGUAUGGACCACAGGGUUUAGCUGUGACAAGUGAGGGGUACGUUGCUGUGGCUGAUUCUGGAAACCACUGCUUCAAAAUCUACAAAUACCUGCAGUAAAUUCCAAAACAGCUUUAACACCUAAUAAAAAACAUCUUAGUUCCAAAAAUCUGAGUGCAAUAAUUUUAAUGUAUACAUUAGAAUGGAGGAGAGGGAGAAAUUAAGUGUUAAGGUGAUGUUAUUGAAAAUUUAAGAUAGCAAGGGCUGACAAAUUAUGUAGUUUUACAGCUGGGCAAAUGGGUAAGUUAAAUAUUCCAGAUGCACUUGCCAGUAGGCAAGCAAAGAAAAUUCAUUGAUCUAUUUGAAUUUAAUUUUUCUAUUAAUUUUUCUUUUCAUGGAACACGCUUUUAUAAAAUAAGUGCACCUGAAUAAAUAAAUUGUUUUAGUGAAAGUCAAGAGCACAAAGUUUUGUGACAAAAAUAAGCGAUUUUAUAGGGAAGAGGAGUGAGAAAAUUAAAUGGAAUAAAUCAUGGCUGUGUUUAGAAUUUCUUCUUUUUUUUAAAAAAAAAAAUGAAAGGACAAUGAUAUUUUUAGCAUUCUUAUGGUAAUUUUGAAAUUUGAUGCAAAGCAGAUAAAAUUUUAUAAUAGAGUUAGUAAAUCUUGCACACAGCUAAUGGUAAAUGCUUCAGAAUUUUACCAUAUGUGUCGGCCCUUGUGAGAAUGUGUUUUGGGCUUCAGUUAGGUUAAUGAAUUAUCAUUGGUAUUUUCGUUUUAACUGUAAGUGUCUACUGUUUCUUGAGAAAAUGAUAUUGGUCAAAAUUAUUCUACUUUUUUAAAAGUAAUAUAAUAUUUACCAAAUACAUGUGAGACUCAAAAAUUGUUCCUAAUUUGCUCAUUUAUCAGCUUUUGUGUCAAGUACGGACAAGGUUUUAAGCAAACACAUGGUUUUGUCAAUUUUCUCAUCACCUUUCCCUAUGAAGGGAUUUUUACAAUAGAGGUAUAAGAAUGCCAAAUUUAUUAUUUACAUGCACUUUAAAAAAAAAAGCCCAGAAAUACAGAUUCAUGUUUUAUGUUAUCUUUUUUAAAGAAAGUUGUCAUGUGGAAAUCUUCAGAUAUACACGUAUUCCCGCUUCAUAUUGCUAUAAAUAUUAUGUUGUGACCAUUUCUUAUUGAAGCCACUUGUUCUCAAAACAGGCGAAUUGUGGUUAUCACAUUGUAUUUGGUAAAAUUUGUUAUCCAAGGGAAAUAACCCAUACUUUAUUUAAAGCUUUUGUAUUUUAUAUAUUCCAGCAUUUAGAUACAUGUAUUAAAGAUUCUUUAGAAAAUUCAGCAUGCUUUUGAAUCAUGCAAUGCAUAUAAAAGUGGCAUUAUAUUUCAAACUGUUACAAAUGGAAAACUGAUAAUUAUAUUGCGAGCCUGCUUUGAAAUGUUUAUAAUUUCUUCCGAAGUCCCACCGUGCUUUUAAGUGUUCUAAAAUAAAUAUCAUGUAUGCUUAUACAUGUACAUGUUGUAAAAAUAAAUUACUCUCACUUGACGGGUAUUGUGUAUGAGAGAAGAAAAGUUGUAUAUGAUACUGCUAUACAAUUGUUACCAUUCCUUAAUUUUUUAUUUUAAAUGUAACAUUCCGUUUCCUUUCAACUUACACAAAAGAAGAAAGUAUUCAUUGAAAAUAUAUGUACUUUUGGUAACUGGAACUUAUUACACAAAAAAUUGGAGGUCUGCUUUAUAGGCAGUACUUUGUGUUCAAAGAAAAAAUUAUCAACUAUUUUGCAUUGAAUGUAAUAUAUGUACAGCUAUUUAUUAAACAUUGAACAACUC